This is a messenger RNA of Trachymyrmex cornetzi, 307 nucleotides long. RefSeq lists its product as uncharacterized. Lineage: Eukaryota; Metazoa; Arthropoda; Insecta; Hymenoptera; Formicidae. The record is from RefSeq and is a predicted model, not a curated record. The annotation marks the transcript as partial. The transcript has 3 exons.
UCGACAAAAUUUCAAGCCCUUAAACGACAAUAUAAAUGUGUUUUGGAUCAUAAUAAAAAAAGCUUAAAUAAUAGAAAAGAAUGGGAAUACUUCAAGAUCAUGCAAGAAUUAUUUGAAAAAAAACCGUGGGUUCAGCCUUUGGCAGUUGCAGGAUCACAUGUAGGAACGGAAGAAAAGGAAAAUAUAUUGGAAAAUAAACCAGAAAAAAGUAAUAAAAAGAGGAAAGUAAAAGAUCUUGUAGAAGAUUACAUAUCACAAAGUAAAGAAGAACGAAAAUAUCAAAGAGAAAUUAGGGCUAAGCAACAUG